CAAUCCUUCCGCAUUUCAAGCUAAAACCUCAGAUCGAUCCCGACAAGGCACGCGAAUCUCGCUCUCUCAGACCCGUCUCCAUGGCCGCAGGUUUGAACGACCGGCGGUCGGUGCUUGCCUUAGCCACCGCCGUCAUCCUCGGCGGCUUCCAUUUCGCGGUUGCUUACCAGCGGCCGCCGGCGAAGGCGUCCAUUUUCGUACCGCCGUCGGAAGAUCAAGACUCUUCGUCUCCACAACAGGUGCAUAUAUCAAUGGUGGGCAAUGACAAAAUGAGGAUAUCGUGGAUUACGGAAGAUUCAGGCACGCCGGCAACGGUAGAAUACGGCACAUCUCCGGGAAACUACCAGUUUUCAGCAGAUGGGGAAACCACAAGCUAUACCUACUUGCUAUACAAGUCCGGCGAAAUUCACGACGUCGUCAUCGGCCCGCUGAAUUCAAACACCGUCUACUACUACCGUUGCGGCGGCUCCGGUGGUUCAGCCCCCGAAUAUAGCUUCAAAACACCUCCACCUGGGUUCCCUAUCAAAUUCGCCAUCGUAGGUGAUCUAGGACAGACGGACUGGACCAAAACAACCCUGGAGCACAUCGGAAAAUCGAACUACGAUAUGUUGCUGCUCCCGGGGGACUUGUCGUACGCCGACACUUACCAGCCACUGUGGGACUCGUACGGCCGGCUAGUGGAGGGGGAAGCGCGGCGGCGGCCGUGGAUGGUGACGCAGGGCAACCACGAGACCGAAUCUAUCCCGGUGCUCCACCCUAAGCGCUUCACAGCCUACAACGCAAGAUGGCGCAUGCCGUACGAGGAGAGCGGAUCGGACUCCAACCUCUUCUACUCCUUCGAUGUCGCCGGAGUUCAUGUCGUGAUGUUGGGAUCCUACACCGAUUUCGAGGCCGGAACGGCGCAGUUCCGGUGGCUCCAGGCGGACCUGGGGAAAGUUGACAGAGCGAAGACUCCAUGGCUGAUUGUGCUUGUGCAUGCGCCUUGGUACAACUCCAACACCGCUCAUCAAGGAGAGUACGAAGCCGACGGCAUGAAGGCCGCCAUGGAAGAGUUGCUCUUUCGAGCUAAAACCGAUAUCGUCUUCGCCGGCCAUGUUCAUGCCUACGAGCGAUUCACUCGAGUUUACAAAGAAGAAGCUAACGAUAGUGGCCCAUUGUAUAUCACAAUUGGGGAUGGCGGCAAUCGUGAAGGCCUUGCCACCAAGUAUAUAGAUCCACAGCCAAAGAUAUCAUUGUUUAGGGAAGCAAGUUUUGGGCAUGGAGAGCUAGAGGUGGUGAAUGGAAGCCAUGCAAGGUGGACAUGGAACAGAAAUGAGGAUGAUGUAGGAGUUGUAGCUGAUAGUAUAUGGAUAAGGAGCUUCUCCUCUCAACAUUAAUCUUGUAUACAGAUUUUACUUAGUAAUUGUUCUGCAUUACUAAUCCUACUUUUCUUUCCAUAUAUAUACCUUUAUAGACAAUGCUUUUGGGUGGGAUAAUACAAUUAAC
This is a messenger RNA of Ipomoea nil (Japanese morning glory), 1485 nucleotides long. RefSeq names its product probable purple acid phosphatase 20. Bases 81 to 1376 code for a protein of 431 amino acids. Lineage: Eukaryota; Viridiplantae; Streptophyta; Magnoliopsida; Solanales; Convolvulaceae. Gene Ontology annotation, molecular function: acid phosphatase activity; metal ion binding. The record is from RefSeq and is a predicted model, not a curated record. The transcript is spliced from 4 exons.